This is a messenger RNA of Pundamilia nyererei, 1927 nucleotides long. It is a transcript of the gene kcnk18, whose product is annotated as potassium channel, subfamily K, member 18. Gene Ontology annotation, biological process: stabilization of membrane potential; potassium ion transmembrane transport. Gene Ontology annotation, cellular component: plasma membrane. The transcript has 3 exons. Lineage: Eukaryota; Metazoa; Chordata; Actinopteri; Cichliformes; Cichlidae. Gene Ontology annotation, molecular function: outward rectifier potassium channel activity; potassium ion leak channel activity. The record is from RefSeq and is a predicted model, not a curated record. The coding region runs from base 71 to 1273 and encodes 400 amino acids.
CCGACGCAGCCAGCAGUUAACGGAACUACAGGCGCUCUCCUCACGGACUGCAGGCGCUGCGGGGACGAAGAUGUCAGUGAAAGCGAAGAGAACAAUAAGUGUAAAGAAUGAGUCCAAGAAGUGCGCGGCGCGCUUUUGGAGGUUCGUUCCGCACCUUUUGCUGUGCUCCUCUUUGGUGGCAUACGCAGCGCUGGGUGCGCUUAUUUUCCAACACAUCGAGGGACACACACCGUCCGCUGUCCAGGAGGAGUACCACAAGUUUCUGUGCCAAAUGGUAGAGACCGUACAAAACCUCACCGCUAAUAGCACCGCCACUGAACAAAUAGUGGAGGGAGUGACGGAGAAAAUGCAGAACGAGUUCCAGUCCAUAUGGUUCCAGAGACCUGAUAGAUGGGAUUUUUUCGGCUCUAUGUUCUUCUGUUGCACUGUUUUCACAACUGUUGGUUAUGGGGAGAUCUAUCCCGUCACCCUGCCUGGUAAGGUGGCGUGUGUCUUCUAUGCCAUGGUGGGCAUCCCUCUUAUGCUUCUGGUCAUCCUCGAUGUUGGAGACUUCCUUGCUAUGGUGAUGUCUAGAGCCUACAUCCAUGCUCACACCCUUUCCAAAAACCUCUUCUCCCGCACCUGGUCUCCAUGGAAGACUGAGGAGAGAGACUCGAGCCGCCAGGUCCUGGAGGAUGGUACUUUUGUCUUCAGCCGUGACGUUGUGAUCCGCGAGCCCCUCGACAUCCGACAGGUGCUCCGCAGCCAGGCAGAUGUACGGCACAAGUCCAUCCAGCUUCAAAACAACAAAGAGAUUUUUGAAAAGAUUCUUGCCAGAGAGAAUUUACUGAGGGAGGGUCCACUGCUCAGGACGCUGUCCUGCCCAGAGCUCGAUCGUCUGCCACCACCACCCAAAGGAUAUGCCUUGUGGGAUUUCACAGGAUUAGGAGAUGAAAUGGAAACACUGAAUGUCCCCUUCGUGCUCAUUCUUUUCAUCGUCUUUGCCUACAUUUGCUUUGGCGGCUUGAUUCUGCCAAUAUGGGAAACUGAUUUUAAAGACUUUGAUCCCUAUUACUUUUGCUUCAUCACCCUCACUACCAUUGGUUUUGGUGAUAUUAUACCCAAGCACCCCAACUUCUUCAUGCUUACCUCGCUGUUCAUCAUUGUCGGCAUGGCUAUCAUGUCCAUGGCUUUUAAAUUGAGCCAAACACGAAUUGUAAGCUGUUACCGCCAAUGUGUCAAGUUCAUCAGCAGAGGAAACGUGGAAACCUUUAAGAACAGCGAAAAGGAUUAGGUCACCGAGAGAGUCUCUGCCUCACUCUUGGCUUUGAAACAGGCCCAUAUCAGGAGCCAGUAGGAGUUGCAUGCCUUUUUUCUUACAAGCAUGAGUAAAGGAAAAAGUUGCAUGUGCCCUUCACGAUUGCGCGCUGAAGGAGGUUUACAUUUUCACAGCUGUAAUAAUGAGGCUAAACAUUUGUUUCUACGUAGAGACAGUGAAUCACAAGUUUUCCAUGUUGUUGUGGUUGCCUUAUACAUCAGUUAGCUACACAUAAGUUAUUAAUGUGAUUGGGAUUUAGGGAAUUGGACUGCAGACUGGCUAAGCCACUCCAUGACCUUAAUCAGCUUCUUUUUUAGCCAUACCUUUGUUGCCUUAGUGGUAUGUUUCAGGUCAUUGUCCUGCUGGAAGACCCACCCAUCGUCAGUGUUCUGGCUGAGGGAACAGAGAUGCAUGUCAAACAUAUAAAAAGAAGAAUCACAACAACAGUUGUCACCUUCUCACCUGCCUUAUACACGUCUACAGUCUUGUCCGGAUGUCUUUUGGCAGAACCUCUUGCCCUUGUUGGUGGAGAGGUUGGAAUGAAAGAAAUUGCUAACCAUCGGCGAGGCUGUAGGUGCUCAAAUAUUUCACUCAGUAACAUGCAAAUCAAUUUAUUUAUUUAACUUUUAU